Molecule: messenger RNA, 530 nt
Organism: Pisolithus orientalis
Lineage: Eukaryota; Fungi; Basidiomycota; Agaricomycetes; Boletales; Pisolithaceae
Exons: 3
Coding region: 96-443 (115 amino acids)
Source: RefSeq, a predicted model, not a curated record
GCUGACAGAUGGGUUGAACACAUCUUCAACCACUGUUCCUAUAGCUGAUGAGGACGCAGUGAAUCUCUCAUCCCUGAACGGCUCGCCUGGCGUGAAUGGUUCGAAUUCUAAUGUGGUACCAGAGGUGGUCUCGGUCCCUGAGUGACCCAUUGCUCCAGCAGAUGGGAGACCUGCGAUCUGCUUUUUGUUUAUGCCAAAGUUCGGAGAUGCAGGGUGUGCCUGGUCGGCAAAUUCAGACACCUUAUGUCGGACACCUUGAACCCAACAGAACCGAUUUCAACAAGGAAAUGAAUGUAGGGCCGGAUGCAAAUCUCAAGUUCCCGUCUGGGAGGCAGUGGAAUGGACUUGCGUCGCAGUAUUGCACCCAACCUCGGAAUGUGCCUGACGGAGAUAGAACUGCGAUAUUGUCUGGCCCUUCUUCUCGCUCGCACGCCAUCGGCUAAUGGCAACCGAGCAGUCGGUCCACCUGGUAACAUGGGUAGCGCUGUGAUGCACGUCGGUCAAUACAUGCCCUGCUUACUUUGGUUACC